Molecule: messenger RNA, 1546 nt
Organism: Vanessa atalanta (red admiral)
Lineage: Eukaryota; Metazoa; Arthropoda; Insecta; Lepidoptera; Nymphalidae
Product: inactive peptidyl-prolyl cis-trans isomerase shutdown-like
Exons: 4
Coding region: 134-1417 (427 amino acids)
Molecular function (GO): protein binding; peptidyl-prolyl cis-trans isomerase activity
Source: RefSeq, a predicted model, not a curated record
UAAAACCAUUAGCGAUGAUGAAUGUCAAGAUAUAUUUAUUUUAAAUGUAUUGCAAUUGUUAUUUGAAUUGACAUUUAGUCAUUUAUAUAAUUAUAAACAUCUUACCAUUUUUUCCGAAGAGACUUGUACGAAAAUGGAUACGAAAGAGCCUCCUUUGGCUUUAGAAAAUGGCUUGGAUUUAGGCAAACUUUUUACAACGGGUUCUGUUCUUCAUAUAAAUGAAGAUUAUGAUGACACAGAAUAUCAUGCUAUAUUUGAGAAUAAUGAAGACAAAAUAAAUGAUUAUAUUGGAGGGCCAGUGUCUUCAUUUGAGGUAUUUGAGAAACAAUUGAAACCAGUAGAUGAAAAUGGACUUGUCAAGAAAAAGAUUUUGGAGGAAGGUGGGGGAUUACCUUUAAAUAAAGGAUGCACUGUUUCCUUAAUUUUUUCAGGUUAUUGGGAAAAUGAGACUGAGCCUUUUGACUAUACUAAAUCAUAUAAACCUCUGGUAGUAAAUCUUAAUGAAAAUGGCUUGCUACCGGGUAUACAAAUGGCCAUAGAAUCCAUGUUGGUUGGUGAGAUGGCUGUGUUUCACUUGUCAUAUGUAGUUAUGUAUGGACAAAUGGGUGUCCCACCUCGAAUAAAACCUAAAGCUGAUUGUAUUUUUUAUAUAAAGCUUAUAAAAAGUAUCAACACACCUAAAGAGGGGAAACUAGAUUUUUCGGAGUCUAAUAUAUUUGAUAGAGUUCAUCAUGAAGUUAAAGUGCUAUAUAGCUUAGGUGUAACAUUACAUAAAACAAAAAACUUUACUGCGGCAAUACAGUCUUUUAGGAAGGCAAUUAAUAUGUUACACAGAUGUAGAUUGGCUGAUGAAAAAGAGGAGAACAUACAAGAAAAACUAUUAAUCAAAUUGUAUAUCAAUUUAUUGGUUUGUUAUAAUGAAACAAAACAGCCCCUGAAAUCCUGUACAAUAUGUAAGGAGCUUAAUAGGUUAAACAGCCUUUGGAAUAAUGUAAAAGCUCUUUUUCAUAACGCUAAGGCAUUGAGAAUGAUUGGUCAGUUUGACGCAGCACAAAAAAGGUUAAAACGAGCACUUCAGCUUUGUCCUGAUAAUGAGAAAAUAAUUGCUGAAUUAACAGUUCUUACUAAGACAAGAGCUUCAUGUAAUCAAGCAAAACUUGUUGAAAAUAAAAUUUUAGACUCAAAUAUAAUAAAUGAUUCAUUUAAAACAGAAGUAGACAAUCUAAUAAAGAAUUUCAAGGAAAAUGUUAAUAUAUGUAAACUUACCCUACCUGAUAAUUUAAAUGCAGCUGAGAUGGAUUAUAUUAAAGAAACUUGCAUAAAAGAAAAUUUGUUCUGUAAUCAAAUUCAGAAAGAUUAUUUAUUGGAUAAAGAAGAACAGGUUCCUAUAGAAUCAAAGAUUGAUUUAUUCAUUUGAAGAAAUAAACAUAGUCAGAAUUUUUGUACUAGAAAGAAAAAAAAUUGGUUGUGUGAUGAUGAACAAAUGAAGAAUAUGAAACUGUGCAACAUUUUGUUACAAUUCAUAAUAAAGUUACAUUAUGUAUCC